Messenger RNA from Fusarium redolens, 1087 nucleotides. RefSeq lists its product as uncharacterized. Lineage: Eukaryota; Fungi; Ascomycota; Sordariomycetes; Hypocreales; Nectriaceae. Bases 273 to 1010 code for a protein of 245 amino acids. The transcript has 2 exons. The record is from RefSeq and is a predicted model, not a curated record.
AACAGUGCAUUGACCCUUCCCUCGUGCCUCUCUUGGGCUCUCAAGGCUAGUUUCUUCGACGAUGGACACGUUUAUUUAUUUCUCCCGUUUGGCCCUCUAUUGGUCUGGCACAUGGCGCCCUUUUCUCUACCUAUUCUUUUUCGCUCUUCACACAAGCAGAUCCGGCUGUUUUGUUUGUUUUCGCCUUCAGUUUGCUGGCUUAUUUCACGGACGGGUUUACUUUUAGUCUCUAAACACAACUACCUAGUACGUAUCAGCCACCAUAAUACGCAAUGCCGCCGAUUCGAAAAGUCAAGAACAACAAGAACAACGCAUUCCCAGGUGCUCAAGCUCCUACUAAUAAUCGCCCAAAGAGGACGCUCCAUCCCAAAGGUGUGAAAGAUGCCCACUUUAGAAGUAGUGAUCGUGACUGGGAUGGCAAGUAUGAGCAAGUCAUCGGGACGUCCACUCGAAACAUCGUCUUCGGCAGUGAGUUUUUGUUGACCGACGAUCAUAUUGACGACAUCUUAGCCUUGGGAAGUCCAGUUUGCGAAAAGAUCGUGCAAUUUAUAUUUGAAUAUGAGGACGUGGGUUAUGGGGCACGGAAUAAUGCAGAGUCUCUGACAAACGAGGCGGUUGUCCGUCUGGGAAAGUCAUGCCCCAACUUGAAGAAAGUUCAGCUCCAAGCUACGUGUCGCGUCACUGACGACGGUCUACUCAGCUUCUUCGAGAACUGCCCCAAUCUAACUUCGGUGGAGCUUACCGGCACUUCUCGUGGUAGUAGGGAUAAACUUUCUGGACAGGCGCUUGACCAAUUGCGCGAGCACCAGGAGUGGGCUCCCAAGUUGAAGAAGCUGAUCCUUGGUGAAGAUGAACGCAACAAGUUGUUCAUGAAUGCUAUGCGCUCUUUGACCAAAGAAAGGCCAGGGCUGACAGUUACUUUGCUUCAACGGCAUGAAGUUAAGAAGUGGGGAGACUGGGAGUUGGAAGAAACGAAGAUGGUGUACAAGAAGGGGCGCCUGGCGUGGUAGGAAGGAUCCAUCCUCACGCAAUCCCUCUACUCUCAUUCUUGGUCUGUAUUCUGGAUAGCAUUAAUUGAAUCAAUGAU